This is a messenger RNA of Pyricularia oryzae 70-15, 1215 nucleotides long. RefSeq lists its product as uncharacterized. Gene Ontology annotation, molecular function: carbon-nitrogen ligase activity, with glutamine as amido-N-donor. Gene Ontology annotation, cellular component: mitochondrion. NCBI's taxonomy places the organism in Eukaryota, Fungi, Ascomycota, Sordariomycetes, Magnaporthales, Pyriculariaceae. The coding region runs from base 163 to 780 and encodes 205 amino acids. The record is from RefSeq and is a predicted model, not a curated record. The transcript has a single exon.
UUUGGAACUAGAAGCUGCUGCACUGCACUGCACGUGUUGCGUGACGAUCUAAUCUUUUGAGCCAAACUCAGAUCACACGCUUACCUGCUUGGUACCUACCUACCUUAACUAUAACUUAGGUACCUACUUGUGAGAUUGUACAAGCGCUCAUAAGAAAAGAAAAUGUCAGCCACCACAAGUCUAUCAAGGCAAGCACUCGCCCGUGCCUGGAAACAGGCGCCUGUGCGCCCCACGACAUCCUGCACAUUCUUCUUCGCUAGGCACAACGCGGCCAGCCAUGCCUGCGCCUACUCGACCGAGGCACCCCCUCCGCCGCUGUUGGCCCAGCUCAAGGGCGACCUCAAGGGUGCCAUGAGAGCCAAGGACGCUCCGCGCCUGGCCGUGCUCCGCUCUGUGCUGGCCACGACGCUCAACGCGAGCAAGACGGGCUCGCCCAUCAACACCGACGCGGCCCUCGUCGCGCUCCUGCGCAAGACGGCCCGGUCGUACCAGGAGGCCGCCGAUGGCUUCCACGCCGCCAAUCGCCCGGAUCUGGCCGAGAAGGAGGAGGCCCAGAUCAAGAUCCUCGACGAGUACUCAGCAAAGAGCGGUAUCGAGACGGUCGGCGAGGAGGGGCUCAGGGCCAUUGUCCGAGCAGCCAUUGAGGGCUUGCCGGCCGACAAGAGCAAGAAUCUUGGCGAGGUCAUGAAGACAGUGCUCCGUCCUGAUGGCCCUCUGGCCGGCAAGGAUUUCGAGAAGUCCGAGGUUGCCAGGAUCGUCAAGGAGGAAGCAAGUAAAUGAGGUGGAGAUCGGUGAGGCAUGCCGAACUCCUUUCAACAACUAAUACUACCCACUCACGCCAAACGAAAACUCGGCGGAUGUACUAUACUGUAUAAAAUCUACAUCUCUCCCAAGACCUUUGUCGAGACAAAGAAAAAUUUUGCGACGAGCCAACCCCAUCCCACUUCGGAAUACAAAAGCUUGAGGCAGGUAUUUUUUUUGCAGGUGUCCAGAGGCCAGAAUAUCACGACGCUGCAGGUUGGAAUCACAGCUGUGAAUACGUAUCAUAAAACAAGGAACGGGAAAAGACCUGAGCGAGGGUACAUUUCAGACCCUGGCCUGAUCAUAGAUGGAUGAAAGCAAGAGAUCGCUGCAUUAACUAGUAAAAUAUUAGGAGACUUGAUUAUGUACAUCAACGCCGUGUAAGUAUAGAGUGAAGCUCCCAAUCCUUGCUGU